UUUAUACUAAAAGUUAACCCAGAAAAUUCCUCAACAUGUCCACUUCCGCUUCAUUUGGCGCCAAUGCCGUAAUUGUGGUGUUUGGAGCUUCCGGAGACCUUGCUAAGAAGAAGACUUUCCCUGCUCUUUUCGGCCUUUAUCGCGAGGGUCAACUCCCGCUGACAGUUAAGAUCAUUGGAUAUGCCCGUUCAAAGAUUGAAGAUGCUGAUUUCAAAAAGAGAAUCAGUGACAACUUCAAGCUUAGAGAUGAAGAAAAGGACAAGCCAAAGAUUGAAGAAUUCCUUAAGUUGUGUUCUUACCACCAAGGUGCAUACGAUACCGCUGAAGGAUAUGAAGAAUUAGAAAAGAUCAUAGGUGAACAUGAAAAGAAGGUUGGUACUGAAUCUCCAGAACGUCUUUUCUACUUGGCAUUGCCACCUUCAGUUUUCACUGAAGUAGCCAAGAACUUGAAGAAGUACGUUUACGCAGAAAAUGGUACUACACGUAUCAUUGUUGAAAAGCCAUUUGGUCAUGAUUUGGAUUCUUCAAGAGAACUUCAAAAGGAUUUGGCUCCACUUUUCACUGAAGAAGAAUUGUAUAGAAUUGAUCAUUAUUUGGGUAAGGAAAUGGUUAAGAAUUUACUUGUUCUUAGAUUUGGUAAUGAACUUUUAAGUGGAACUUGGAAUAAGAACCACAUUAAGUCCAUUCAAAUUUCCUUCAAGGAAGCCUUUGGUACUGAAGGUAGAGGUGGAUACUUUGACUCCAUUGGAAUUGUAAGAGAUGUUAUGCAAAACCAUUUGCUUCAAGUAUUGACUCUCUUGACCAUGGAAAGACCAGUUCUGUUUGAUCCAGAAGCUAUUAGAGAUGAAAAGGUUAAGGUUUUGAAGGCCUUCAGCCCAUUAAACACCGAUGAUAUUCUUAUUGGACAAUACACAAAGAGUGAAGAUGGUAAGAAGCCAGGAUACUUGGAUGAUGAAACUGUCAAGGGAGACUCUAAAUGUGUCACAUACGCAGCUUUAGGACUUGGUAUCAACAAUGAACGUUGGGAAGGUGUCCCAAUUGUCAUGCGUGCUGGUAAGGCAUUGGAUGAAUCUAAGGUUGAAAUCCGUAUUCAAUUCAAGCCAGUUGCUAAGGGUAUGUUUGAAGAAAUUCAAAGAAAUGAAUUGGUUAUCAGAGUACAACCAAAUGAAGCUAUUUAUAUGAAGAUUAACCUGAAGAUCCCUGGUAUCUCCACCGAAACUUCUCUUACUGAUCUUGACUUGACGUACAAGAGCAGAUACUCCAAGGAUUUCUGGAUUCCAGAAGCUUAUGAAGCCUUGAUUAGAGACUGUUUCUUGGGUAAUCACUCCAACUUUGUCAGAGAUGAUGAAUUGGAUGUUUCAUGGAAGUUGUUUACUCCUUUAUUGAACUUUAUUGAGUCUGAUAAGGCCCCAGUUCCUGAAGGCUAUGCUUAUGGAUCAAAGGGUCCAAAGGGUUUAAGAGCAUUCUUGAACAAGCACGGCUAUGUUUUCGCUGAUGAAGGUACAUACCAGUGGCCAUUGACCACUCCAAAUGUUAAGGGUAAGAUGUAAAGAUGUAAAGAAAAUUUAUGUGAAUAAAAAUUUAUGUAUUCAAGAACUUGUAGAUCUAU
This is a messenger RNA of [Candida] anglica, 1609 nucleotides long. The record is from the annotation of a GenBank genome assembly. NCBI's taxonomy places the organism in Eukaryota, Fungi, Ascomycota, Pichiomycetes, Serinales, Debaryomycetaceae.